Liolophura sinensis is the source of this 2683-nucleotide messenger RNA. RefSeq lists its product as uncharacterized. The record is from RefSeq and is a predicted model, not a curated record. The transcript is spliced from 7 exons. Lineage: Eukaryota; Metazoa; Mollusca; Polyplacophora; Chitonida; Chitonidae. Bases 147 to 1511 code for a protein of 454 amino acids.
UCGAGGUCAAAGAGGCUUGGUGCAGUUUAGCGGACAAAUCAUAGUUGAGUCCUUCACCCAUACAAGCUGUCAAGAACACGUGCUCGCUGGGUCUAUAUACAUGUAGUCUGUACAUCUAUAUAUCAGUGACUAGCAAAAUAACAACGAUGGAUAAAGUCCUGUUACUUCUCUGCCUUGGUGGAAUAUAUCCUCUUAUACUCGGGGAACAACUUGAUAUUUUGGCUUUUGAUUUUUACCGGAAGUUCGGCCAUUACGUUCAUCUUGGAGAAUGCGCAGAUGUGUCCAGACCUUCAGCCAGUGGAAAAUCUACAAAGACUGCGAAUUGCCACCUUAAGAAAGACGGCACAGAGAGUUUCCAGGCUAGCGAAAUCGUCCACGAGAGCGUGGUGGAGGUGAAAUCACCUAUAGAUCUCUUCUCUCACCUCGGUCUAUGUGACGGGAACUCUGUUUCUCGACUCGGACUACUCUACAACUCCGAGUGUGUCACGGUUGAUAUCGCCAAAUCGAUUGCCUUCGAUGAUGCUACCUACAAUCGAGCGCUUUUUGGCACUUACCGACGGGGGAUGGUGCUGCUCGGUUCCAGUUCAGUCCAAAAUGGCGGCGCUUCGGGUCAAGAGGGAGAACCAAACUUUUACCCAAAAUACAUCACAUACGGGUCAAAAGAGAUGAUCCUGGUCUCUCUGACUUACAAGACAGAGGCUGAUGCGAAAAGCUCAAAGAAAAUUGAGUUCAGUACAGACAAACUGUCGGAUCAGUUGGAGACAUUGUUGCAGUUUUCUUCUCAUAACCUGGAGACUAUCAAGAUAAUCCGCUUAUCGACAGCAGAUCGAGAGUACCGCAGCUGGAAUUUCCCCCAGGCCCUGGCCGCGGGUUCUGUAGAGAGGGUGAAGUCAGAGCAAAGUGAAAUGGAAGAGGUCAGACAGAGGGUACUGUCUAAGCUGGCCAUGGAUCCUUACUACAUGAACUAUGUCAUGUGGCCAUUUACAGGAGACGCCCCGGCCGCGAUGGAUCGAGCCUCUAAGAAGACGAUGUUAUGGAAAAAUGUCACCCUGUGCGAAAUACAACUGAAUCACGUAAUGAGGAUAGGAGAAAAAGUGAAGGAGGCGAAAUGUGUUGGCACAAUGCUAUCCUCGAAAUACUGUAGGCGAUUAUCACGCCGCAUGGCGAGACUUGAGCGCACUAUUGCCAAAAACGUUCACACGUCACGGGCUGCGUGGUACCAGAUGUCAACAGAAGAGAAGACAAAUCUGACAGAAAAGUGUCAGAAGAUGUGUGUGAUAAACGAACAUAAAAUGGACAGAGCUGUGAAUAAAGUUCUCUUCGGUAUGGGAGCCGACCCUGUUAUCGGCAGGUCAAGGUCAAUCCAAGGUCAAUGGCGCAGGAAAUGGUCACGGAGAAAGAACCGCAAGUUAAGAGGGAAAAAGAAAGACGGUCGAAGACAUAAGAGAAUAGACAGAAACCAGAAGAGACGCAAGCAGAGACGCCAACAGAGACGGAAAGUGAAGGAGUAAGGGGGCCUAGCUCUUAGGGAUGACAUAUACGUUAAAUCUGAAAACCUGGAGACUGAAAUUCUAAUUGCAAAAUUAAUGAAGCCUUUAAUUGUCUGGAAUCCAAAAAAUGUCCCAAAAUGUUUUGCGGAUCUUUACAGGGCCAACAUUCAAAACCAUAUAGGUUUAUUUCAAAUCAUAUGGAAAUGAGGUUUGGAUGCCAUGGUAUGGCGAAUUUCUUAUGAAGAGCUUUUUGUAGGUUAAAUAAAUAUCUUUAAGACUUUGUUGUAAGAUUUACCUUUGUUAAUUUUACUGGUAGUAUAACUGAUAAUAGGGUUGUUUUGGAAAUCUGUCCUCUCUGUAUAACUUUCUAAUUUUAAUUAGAUGUUGGUAUGCAACAUGUUCUAGGUAUGGUUAACUUGAGGCAUGAUCAAAUGCUAUUAAGUUAACUAUAAGUUUCUUGUUGAAUAUUUGCUAUAUCGAACCAUUUUUAUUACCUUCAUUAUGUUGAACUUUUUUUAUAUUAAAAGACUUUCCAAAGAAAUGCUUCAUCUGAUAACCUCGUACAACUUACAAUGUGAGAUGAACACAGUUGAUAGACACGCAAACUGGACUUGUCUGAAGGAAAAACUUUCAGUUGCAUGUGUGUCGAGUGUCAUCAGAAAUUUCCUUUGAUGCUUAAACGCUUAAUUUCAUACUUUACCCAUUAAGUGUGAACAUUUGCCAUGCUCUGGUUUUACUCUCCAUGCUGCAGUCUUCUAUAUUCUUAAUUUUGUACAGCAUUCACCCAGUGAUGUGAGUUCAAGUCCAGUUCAUGCUGGCUUCUCCGGUCAUACAUGUGUGGAAGUUCUGCUAGCAAAACUGUCUAUGGUCGUACGGCGUAAAACACCACUCAGAUAAAUAUAUAAAUACAAUUUAACUGCUUGUGCCUCCUUCACGUCAACAGAAAUUGCCUGGGAAGUAAAAUUCCAAUAUUCAAUCAAAAGGAAAAAAAAUCCUUGACAAAGUUUUGACUUUUCCACACGGAGUCCUGUUUUAGGGCAAAAGUUAUAGAAAUUUGUGAAGUAAUGAAUUACGGUAUCAAUGCUCCAAUACAGAAUAAAUCUAGUAACCAUAUAAUUAUAUUAUUUAAUACCACACAAAACUUUUGACAAGUUUUGACAGGAAAGAUAUGCAGAUUUUCACUCUAAGCUUGG